Schistosoma curassoni is the source of this 1265-nucleotide messenger RNA. NCBI's taxonomy places the organism in Eukaryota, Metazoa, Platyhelminthes, Trematoda, Strigeidida, Schistosomatidae. The record is from the annotation of a GenBank genome assembly.
GUAAUGUUAUGAUCUACCUUCCUUAAACAGAUUUAAAGACAAGUUUUACAUAGUGCAAAUUGAGACAUUUAGGGUCUUACUAUGACAUUAUUCAUUCUCAUUAUUUUCCAAAUCUUCGGAACUCUAAGAUUAAACCUACACAGACAUAAUAUGAUAUAUUUAUGAAGAUAUGUCCGUUAUAGAUUAUCUACGACAAUUUUCACAUCUUUCAUCUAGAAAGUAUGAUUUAUAUCGACGUAUAUAUAAUCACUGGUGUCAAGGCUCUAAACUUUCUAUUGAUAAAUUAAAUAAUGCAUUUGAAGAUAUUGUACCAGUACAAAUUCCAAUUAGUUGUUAUACAUUAGUAUUUAAUCUAAUUGGAUUACAAGUUAUAGAUUAUCAAUAUAUUGAUUUUGAAACAUUCUGUUGUAUAUGUAUUGUUGCAGAACGUCUUAUAUUCUAUAAAAUUAUGAAGGACUCGAAUAUACCUAUACCAUCAAAGGAUAUUUUAGAAAUGAUAGAAUUUCAACGAUUACAAUGUCAAUAUACACAACUUAAUCUAAAUAAGAACAUUAAACAUUUUCUUGAUUUAAUACUUCUUUAAAAUAAUGAAUUGUAUAACCCCUUUAAGUUUAUAGCAAUUUCACUAUGUACAAAAUACAAAUAUACUACUUUAUAUUACAUAUUCUAUGUAUAGAACAAUCCCCCUACUUCGGUUUGAUCACCCGGGCAGUAUCUCAGCCCUUAUAUAAAUCAAAUGAGAUUUAUGUGGCGGAUAUUUGUUUGAUGUCUCCGUGUACCAAUGUUUAUGUGUUUAAAUAAAUAAAUAUAGAACACUCAUAAAUGUGAUUAAUGAUUUGAUGUUUUUCAUAACUACAUAAGAUUGUUUCAAAACAGAACUAGAUGCUGUGAUCGACAUUUAUAAAAAUGGUUUUAUCUUCAGUUAUUGCUUUAAUAACUGUUAUAUCCGGUGAAGAUUAAACUACAGGUAAAUUCCAAGGACUAUUCAUGGACUAAUAUUCUAUAAAUAUUCUUAUUGUAUAACUACUCAACAAUUACACUAUGGAUAUUUAUAUUCCUUUUAUGAUAAGCUUUAUUUUGGUCUAUAAUUUAUUAUUGUACGAUUUACGGUUCUUAAGUUAUGUUCAGUUUAUUAACUACUGCCUCCCACAUUCACAGCCACUUCUUGGGCUUAUUUGUGUACAAAUAUUAUUUCCUAUUUUAUGGUACGUUGCGGUCUGUGUGAUUGAUAUAUAAACCAAGUAUGCCUGAAAUAAACGAUCUGC